AUGUCGCAAAAUCCACGAGCGCCGGGAGGACCAGGGUGGCCUGGGAACCCAACGAAUCCAAGUCCAUUUCGACCAGCAUCACCGUUCAGUCCAACACCAAUGUCACAAUCGCCAAUACGAUCUCGCGGUCCUUUUACGCCGAUCCACCAUCCGAUUUCACCUUUAACUUACCCGGGUAUGAUGCACCCGAUGAGCCCAGUGCCCAUCGGUAUGUCGAUCUCUCCGGGUAUGUCUCCCGCCUUUGGAGGUGUGGGAGUUCCUACGCCUCCAGGGUUCAUUCAGUGUCCCAGACCUCGUUGGCCGUCGCCCGUUUCUACUGGAAACGCUGCGCCUCGUCCUUAUAUUCCACAGAGUCCAAUGGAACGUGUCAGAGAUCAAAGUUACCGAACAUCCCCCGUCCCCUGUGGACCUCCCGAAUACCUGAUAGCUCCAUAUCGCACCGGAGACUAUGAAUAUUUUGGUGUUCCUCUGGAACCGACAGUCCACGAUGAUGAUGAGAGCGGGCCUAGUACAGCUGAGAUCAUUGCCAGCCAAAGUCAAGAUUAUGUUGAUGAAAAACUCGCCGAAUAUCAAGCCACUAUCGCCUUACUACAAGGUUUGUCUUAUUAA
Molecule: messenger RNA, 609 nt
Organism: Cotesia congregata
Lineage: Eukaryota; Metazoa; Arthropoda; Insecta; Hymenoptera; Braconidae
Source: the annotation of a GenBank genome assembly